This is a messenger RNA of Emiliania huxleyi CCMP1516, 2249 nucleotides long. RefSeq lists its product as hypothetical. Lineage: Eukaryota; Haptophyta; Isochrysidales; Noelaerhabdaceae. The record is from RefSeq and is a predicted model, not a curated record. The transcript has a single exon. Bases 1 to 2115 code for a protein of 704 amino acids.
AUGCAAAUGCUUCUCGCAAAGGCGCUGCUCCUCUACUCCACUUGCCUCGUGCGCGCCCACUUCCAGCUCGCUAGCGGCGCCACCGCGGGGCCUCGCUAUGCCGACAUGCAGUCGGCGCUGGAUGUGCUCGACAUAACCCGCUCGCAAAGCGCCGACCGCGUCGCUCUGUGCGACCACCCGUUUUUUUGGGUCAAGUUCAUGGCCCCUCCGAACUACAAGCUGAUGGUCGGAGGGGUCGUGCCCGUGAUUGAACGCUUUUGGGAUACCCGCGUGGCGGCGGCCGUCAUUGGUCCAGGCCUCACCGGCGGGGAGGCGGCGAAGCUGCCACAGGCGAUUCAAGACCAAGUUCCCACGGGAAUGGGCGCCUACGCCAUCCCGGGAAUUCCCGAUCAAUCGUCGUGCUUGCCAGGCGGCGGCGGCGGCGACGGGUGCACGUGCCACUUUCUCGAGGACCGGGUGUCCCUCUUCUCGUAUAAGUCGGUCGGGCCCGAGGCGGCGCCCUUUGCCACGCAUUUCGACUGGCCGACGAAGCGCUGCCACUACCACGAGGAGUGGGCGGGCUCAGAUAUGUGGGUCGUGCAGGACAAGCACGUCGAGCUGGCGGCGCCCGGCCUGCACUACAUUGUGUUCUGGCCCCCCGGAGACCAGGUCCUCGGCCCGCCCACGGCCACCGCGAAGUUUGGAGCCGUCUUCGGCGACGUGGGCCAGUCUGAGGCGUUCCACGGCGCGAUGGCGCCGAUCAGCGACUGCGUGCAGACGCACAACCAGUUCAACGAGAACGACUGCCAUGCGGGAGGCGGCGAGGCAGACGCGGGAGGCGGCGAGGCAGACGCGGGAGGCUGCCCCCUCGAGGGGUGCCCCUGGAGCCCCGGCUGCAGCGAGAUCCCUGCUUGCCCUCGCCUCGCGCGGCGGCUGGCCGACGCGGUAAGCAACCAGUUCCCCCCGUGCGCUGGCUUCUACGGCGCGGCUUUCCCCAACGCCUACUCGUGCCUGGCGGGCUCAUCGUCGGACACCGCCGUGUGCAACACGCUUUGCGGCAACCAGGGCUCUUGCGGCACGGGCAACGUGAAUUGCGAGAGCCCCGACUCUCUCUGCGGCGCAACCUGCGCUCGAGCCGCCUGCGGCAUGGGCCAGGGCGAGGAUGGCGUGCAGGGCCCCGACGGCCCCGCUUGCGACAUCGACCCCUUGUGCGAGUCCGAGCGGCGGCGCAAGCGGUCGCUCCUGUUUGCCAGCAUAAUUGAUGACACCACCGAAGCUGACACCGAGGUCUGCCCAGCGACAUGCUCAGGCGAGUACCCGAUGGCCGUCGCGGACGGGGACGAGCACUCAGACGUUGGGAGCGCGCCCGUCCACUCGCACGGUCGCCCCAUCCAGUGCACGCCCAACUUCGCCACUGACCAAGUCCCCUGCGCCUUCGAGUAUGCGGGCAUCUUUGAGGUGCCCGCCGCCGGCACCUACGAGCUCCGGUUCGCGAAGGAGGGCGGCGUGUACGGCGCGGGCGACGCGUCGAUCAAGCUCGCGAUGAGUGGCCCGUUCGACGGAGUGCUCACCGAGGACGCGCUCAUCGCGGGGCACGAGAAGCUCGGCGGCUGCAACAUCGAGGUCGUCGAAGAAUUUGACUGGACGCAGAUGAUCCUGGGCGCGGACGGCGAAGACGCGGGCCAACCCGCGACAGGCGGCCCUCCCGCCGGCGACGUUUCGUGCCCCAUCCCGGGAUGCCCCGGAACAUCACCCGGGUGUUCGGCGGAGGGUGUGCCGGAGGCGUGCAAGGGCGGCCGCCGCCAGCUGCUCCAUUCGGGCAGGCCGCUCUUCCGCGGCCGCUCCAUGGGCGGCCACACCACUGGGAUGCCUGAGAUCUGCUGGGACGAGUCGAUCACGCUCCCGGAGUGCACCGGCGGCGAGAUGCCAGCGGGGGCGCAGGCUUGCAACCUCAUGUUCUCAAUGGGCGCCGAGUACUCCUCGCUCUACGUGGAGCUGCCCAGCCCGGGCGCCUACGCGUUUUUUGCGGAGCACGACAUGAACGAGUUCAAGGUUGACUCGCUCCACACGCCCAAUGGAAGCGUGCCGGUUGCCAUCUCAGUUGUUGGCGGCGGCCACGCUCACGCCCCCCACUGAGCGCCAUGGUUCGGUUCUGUCGUGGUGUACGUAGUACGUACGUGCUUAUACUCGUGCAGGACUCGUGCGGUACACUGCUUGUCCUACUUCAGUACCACCGAGCAGAAGCACCCCUGUCUGUGUCUGUGACUCUC